Molecule: messenger RNA, 1124 nt
Organism: Solanum tuberosum (potato)
Lineage: Eukaryota; Viridiplantae; Streptophyta; Magnoliopsida; Solanales; Solanaceae
Exons: 4
Coding region: 128-835 (235 amino acids)
Source: RefSeq, a predicted model, not a curated record
UUCUGCUUGUGGCGAUAUCCGUAACAUAAGAGACCCUUUUCAUUUAAACACCGAUCCAAAAUAUUGUCAUUUUUCAGGAUUUGAAUUAGCUUGUGAAGGUAACCAAACAGUUAUAUGGUUAUUCUCCAUGAAGUUGCACGUUCAAAGCAUCGACUAUGAUAAUCAGAAAAUUCACCUGGUAGAUCCGACUUUACAAACACAAGAUGAUCUAUGUUCUCUCAUACCUUCUAAGCUUACCAUUCAAAAAUACAGUAGUUUCUUCAACUCAUACUAUUAUGCAUCAGAGCAUAGAAAGCCCGCGCCCAUUUUCAUGUUCAAAUGUCCAUCUUCUGUUAAUGAUUCGACAUUUGUGGAAAUUAGUGGCUGCAAAUUAAGCAGAUACACUUAUUUAAAGAUUGGAGAGAUGAAAGUCUCUGAAGUGAGUGAUGGAUGCAGAGCAGAAUUUAUAGGCUUCACCUCAUGGCCUAAUAUUCACAACAUUUCCCUUUCUGAUUUUCAUCAAGUAGUUCUCUACGGAUUUGAGUUUUCUUAUUCUUCGUGGGGUUUAUUGGAUUUGAUUUCCGAUAUCAGUAGUUGGCUGAUUCUGUUUUUCGUGUUGCAUUUGGGAGCAAAAUUUGUAAUAGGCCUUCCGCUGGUAAUUGCAUUUCUGGUGUACAAAUUCAAAAGGAGGCAUUUGUCAAUGUACGAUACGAUUGAAGGCUUUUUGCAAACACAAAACAAUUUCAUGCCAAUCAGAUACAAUUACUCCAACAUAAAGAGAAUGACAAGAGGAUUCAAAGAGAAAUUAGGCGAGGGGGGGUUAUGGAACUGUGUACAAAGGAAAGCUUCAAAGUAGAAGGGAUGUAGCAGUGAAGAUGUUGAGCAAGCCUAAAGCCGGUGGGCAAGAUUUCAUGAAUGAAGUAGCUACCAUCGGAAGGAUUCAUCAUGUCAACGUGGUUGGACUCGUGGGGUAUUGCGUUGAGGGAACAAAGCGUGCUCUUGUUUACGACUUCAUGCCCAAUGGAUCACUUGAUAAGUACAUCCGUACCAGUCAAGAAGGAAGUCCUCUGUUAAGUUGGCAGAGGAAGUAUGACAUUAUUCUUGGAGUGGCUCGAGGAAUUGGGUAUUUGCAUCGAGGCUGUGAU